GGGCCCAUUGAAUUUGCAUAAAAAACUUUCAGCAAGCCCAAGCGCGCACGGCGCUUCCGUUUCUAGUGCAGUUGCAGUUUUUUAUAUUUCAAAGUGUUGGUCUGUGAACUGAGUCGCCGCUGUUAGAAGCACUUUAGGCUGCAGUUGAAUAACAAGUGAAACAACAACAAGCGCUCUACAAGCCUAUUGAACGGAGAACUCAAGUGUUUUGUUUGCUCGCCGCGCCGCCCGUCGUGAUUCGCAUAUAUUAUUUACCGUUGCGAACGCGAAACUGAAAGUAAGGUUCGCAAGCCGCAGAAACUGUAAAUUAUGUAAAAGUGUUGGGCCAACAACAAGUCGUUGGUGCCAGUGUGUGUGUGUCGGGUGGGCUUAUCAGAAAAGUUUAAUGGAGGCUGCGCCGGUAAUUUCUCGGCCUUCUUCAUUUCUCCCCCCAAUCUUCGCCAGCAUCAGAAACGGCCUGCGCCGAACAACAAGAGCAACUGUAAAUAGCAAUAGCCGCCGCCCUUUGUUAAGCGCCGCCCAAAGAAACGUCGCAGAAUAAUGUCGACGAAAAACUACAUCCAUAAUGAAGAAGACAAAUUAAAUAACUAAAUUUUAGGUGCCAGACUCCGUUGCACGUUAGAAACCAGCGAGAUUGAAUGAUGAUUUAGGUCGAGCCCCAGCGGACUAUACCAAUUUCGCCAUCUGGCUUACAGGGAAGCCCGACAGCCUUCAGACUGGAGGCCUCACUAACCCUGAAGCGCAUAUUUGCCCGCAAAAUUGGCUACAAGGCGAAAUCAAAGUCAAUUUUAGCGGCCAUGCGCACGAAACACCUGAUCCUGCUACUGAUCGGAGUGACAAUCCUAACGAUCGUAUUCAUCGCAUUCGGACCAGCCGGCGAGCCGAACGAUUCAUUCAAGAACAUCGUCGUCCAGACGCACCAGCAGUUCAAAGAAUUUCAGGAAAACCUUCGCGUUGGUUUGGAACGCAAAAAACUUGAAAUAGACCCAAAGUAUUUGCUACUUCUGGGCUUCACCUCGCCAAAGGAUGCCUCAGGCCAACAUGAGGAUCAGCAGAAUGGGGCAGCCAUUGGGCCACCGGGUCAGGACUUGCCAAAAACAGAUCACCCAGCACCGGCUACCAAAGCGGAAAAGGAACUCAGCGAGCUGCGAGGACUGCGGCGUCCCCAAGAUGUUGUCACCUUUGAUGGCCAGCCGGGAGAUCGAGAGCAACGGGGCCAGCGUAAACGGAUCACUACACCGUACAACGGAACAAAGAUCAGCUUCACCAUCGUCACGUAUGUGCUGGAGGGUCAAGCUGCAUCGGCUAUCCUACUGGCUCAGAACAUUGCAGCGAAGCUCCCCGCCGAAUACCUCUUCAUCUACGACUUGGGUGUGUCCGAGGAGCAACUGCGGGACUUGGGAGCCUACUGCAACAACAGCCGGUGCUCGGUGAUCACCUAUGACCUUUCCGAAUUCCCCUCCUUCGUCAGCGAUCAGCGGACGCACGCCUACCGGCCCAUCGUGAUCAAGGAUGGUCUAAUGCGUGCUCGGUCGGUUCUCUUCCUGGAAAACUAUAUGCGGGUGCGAGGCGGCGCCGCCCAGCUGCACAAGCUGCAGAGUAGCGUGAUGAACCCUGGAGUAAAGACAGCUGCAGUCAGGUCCGCGGGUGUCCUUGGCUGGAACACGCCAACGGCGGUAUCCUCUCUGACGCAUCCCAAAAUGUUCGACUACUUCGAGUCGAAAGCUGAGGACUUCAACUUUCUUCGCAUGGUUGACCUGGAUGCAGUAUUUUUCUCGGACAAUCCCCUGGUUACCGAGAAGAUCAUGCUGCCCUGGCUAAAGUGUUGUCUAACCCUCGAGUGCAUCGAUCCAAUCGGUGCUCAAUCGAAUGGCUGCAAGUUCAACAAGAAGCCUCUUUACCGAUACUCCGGGUGCCACGGCUACGACGCGUCCGCCUUCAACAUUGUACUGGGUCUUACCUCGCAAAUGGACAACUCCGAAUACUCACUACCCAGCGACAGUCCCCGUAACAUUUUCUACAAGGAGACGCUGGAGCAAGCAACACGGAUUCUGGAGAGCAGGCGGCGAAACAGCAGCGAGACAUCCGACCAUCCGUUUACGGACGACUGAGCAGGGAAAUCCGAAAUUAGUAAUGGACGUGGCGAGGCCAAAGCAUUUGAUACAACAUUUUCUACAGACACACGAGCGGACACACUCAGGAGCCGGCUGAACAAACCAAGAUUAUUAUGAAUUUCGGCGUAAAAGAGAGCCCUUAAUGUGAAUGCGAUUACGCUAAGGUAAUUCCUUAUUAAGCUGAGAUUGACAGACAAAUCGGUGUCCAAGACAAGAUCAGAAGUGAACAGACCAGAGCACAGUAGUUUAGCGUAGCGUUAGGAUGUGCAGUUUAUCAAUACUUAUAAACAUUUAGUCAAGACCUAGUUACUUAUUUAACGAAAAUCUACAUGAAUAUCUGUGUGAAUGUUUCCAUUUGUUUGCUGUGAGCAUCGAUAAUUGAGAAAAAAAACGUGUUUAGUUAACUGCCCCAACUGUAAAUACAUAAGAACAUCAAAUGGCAUACAUUUUGUGAUUGUAUUUUAUAGUUACUCACGCAUAGACGAACAUAUACAGUAUAUAAAUAUAAAUGUAUUGUAACUAUCCUAGAACAAGACGAGCCAAAAAAGUAAGUUAAUAAAAUUCUGAAUUAUCAAUACCAAAUAAAAACCGUUGUUCUGA
Drosophila biarmipes is the source of this 2714-nucleotide messenger RNA. RefSeq lists its product as uncharacterized. The record is from RefSeq and is a predicted model, not a curated record. Lineage: Eukaryota; Metazoa; Arthropoda; Insecta; Diptera; Drosophilidae. The coding region runs from base 798 to 2111 and encodes 437 amino acids. The transcript is spliced from 4 exons.